Macadamia integrifolia is the source of this 1873-nucleotide messenger RNA. Its product is annotated as protein DMR6-LIKE OXYGENASE 1. NCBI's taxonomy places the organism in Eukaryota, Viridiplantae, Streptophyta, Magnoliopsida, Proteales, Proteaceae. The record is from RefSeq and is a predicted model, not a curated record. Bases 279 to 1640 code for a protein of 453 amino acids. The transcript has 3 exons.
AAAGUGCCCUCAAUAGUGAGUACGGACGUGAUACACUGAACCGGUUUUGGAGAUGGGAGGAAACCCUUGAACGGAGAUGGAGAAAACUACUCUAUUUUCUCCUAGCAGCGUUGUCAGGCGAACGGCAAAUAAGGAGAGAAAAUGGCGGUGGCAGGGACUGCUAUUAUUAUUCAUACCGAGUAGUAUUCUUACUUGAUUAGAUUAGAUUCCACUACUGUUCUACUCACAUUGAGUGGAAGAGUUAAGAUUUCACAUCGCAUGUUCCAGAAAUUAUAUUCAUGAAAAAGCCAAAAGCAAAAGGAGAUGAGGAAAAGGAAGAACGCAAUGAUGAUGUGAUUCUCGGAUCUCUGAGGAACGCCGGAGACAUGCCAUCAUUGCUUCUAACUUUGCUUUUCCUUUCUCGUGUCGAUGGAAUUGUUAUAAUAGAAACUGAAGAACCUAAUUCAAGCCAUGAUCAUCUUCUCAGCUUCAGUUUUACUUCUCAUUCUUCUUCUCCAAUGGCAGCAUCGCCGGAAGCUCUGCCAGGAAGGCCGCCGGACUUCCGUGCUCCACCACCUUCUCCAGUCGCCAACGCAGGUAGUCGUCGAUCUGGUGUGGUAAACGAUGACGAGCUUACUGAAUUCUUGGAGCAGUCCACUCGAGUUCCUGACCUCGUCUUGCCCGAUCUUCUCUUCCCUCGACAAAUCUCGAUACAGAGCAUGCCUCAGAUCGACUUCCGAUCAUUGAUGUCUGUGGACGACGAUAAUUCUAUUGAUAUCUCAAACGUUAUAGAAUCAGCCGCUGCGAUCGGAUGCUUUCAGAUCGUUAACCAUGGAAUCUCUCAAGAUUCGGUCGGAUCGGUUUUGGUUGCCGCAACUGAAAUAUUCCGGCUAUCACCGGAGAACAAAGCGAUUGCGUCGAGGUCGUCUGGAAAAUUGUACGGUUUCGAGGAAUUCUCAGGCGAUGAAGAUGCAUCUGAUGGCGGAGAUGCCUGUGAAGAAUUCGUUUGGUUUAGAGACGAUGGUUUGACAUCGGUAAUGGAGGGAAUAUGGCCGAAUGGAUAUUCAAAUUUCAGCCAGAGAAUGGAGAUCCUAUCUAAGGCGAUAGAGGAAGUGGCCAUCAGAGUUCUGCAAGUGCUCUCGGGAAGUAACCUCAGAAACUCAACCAAUGGAAUUGAAUCGGUGAAGGGGCUACAUGAAAAUGUUGGUUCAAUCUGUUGCCUUUACAAGCAUUGUAGAAACAUCAAUGCAGCAAAUAAAUGGUUGAGCUCUUUGAAAUCUGACAUUCUUCGAAUGCUGAUAAAAGGAUCUGAUUACUCUCAUGCCUUGUGUGUUCAUCUCUGUGAUGGAGCUUCGGAUUUUCAUGUCUACUCAAAGAAAGGUUGGAUGUCUUUCUGCCCAGAGAAAGAUGCAAUCAUUGUCACAAUUGGAGAUCAAUUGCAGGCAUGGAGUGGUGGAAGAUACAGGAACGUGAUUGGGCGGCCAAUUUUCAAAGUGGAAGAGGAGUCUAUUUCACUGUCUUUCCUCAUCUCUCCUGCAACCGUUGGUCAAACUUCCCAAAGGAACACAGAGAAGACCAUUUCAGUUGGUCAACAAGCAAUAUUUGCCAUCAUCUUCACCCUUCUAGGUCACCUUUUUAUCCACAUAUAUCAGAAAUUUUGAAUUUUAAGGUCCUUUCCCUCCAGUUAAAUGCACAGGAUGCCAAAAAAAUGUAGAACUUUUCAAAUCUCAGAAAAAUCCUACACAAUAGAAAUCAUGCAAUUGAAGCACUACUUUGUAAUUUGUAAAUUGAGCAUAAGCAGUGAAUGUAAAUCUUCCAGCCCAGCACUACUGGUUGAUGAUAUAAGCAUGUGGUUAUUAAGAAUUCAAGAUCAAAACUGUGUGUGUUAUUUAAA